AUGUUGCAAGGCUUCCGCAACCCUUCCGUACAGUACAGAGUUAUCCGGCAGAAGCCUAACAAGUUCGGAGUCGGAAGUACUUGUACCGAAUCUAACUAGUAAGGUUCUCUAGAUCUGAAUGACAAUUACCGUAUUCAAGUAGCGGGCACGGUGUGGAAAACAAUUUCAGUUUCGUGUAGAAUGAGCCUUGUUGGUAGAAGCAGCCAAACCCUAAAGAUUCCGAUCGUCUUCAUAAAUUGUUCUCCUAAUCGGUUCCAAAUUAGCAAGUCUGGCUUUAACCAGCUUCUCGACGCUUCUUUCACAGUUCAAGUUGAUUCCACAGUCCAACUCCUAUUUUUCUCCCCGUCCGUCCCUGUCUCCCCCCCAAUCUCCACAGAAGCAACAACUUUUCGAUGUGGGUGGUUGUCAGAGAAGAAGCCGGGGGCGAAAAUGUUCAUUACCCAUAAAACGGUCGUCCAUAAAACCGCUGGCCGCACCUUUUUCGUUUUCGAAACGGUCGAAAGAGUCCACCCUCGAGCUCUCAUGAUUAUUAUUAUUUCUCUCUUUUAUCACCGCUAUCACAUCGCCCACCGGACGCUUCUCCUUUUUGCGCGCGCGGCCGAUUUUAUCGAUCCACAAAUAGAAAUCGGAGAAAAAAGAGAAAGAGAUAGAAGAAGAUCGGGGGGUGAAAAAGGAGGAUGGGUGGUACGGAAGGAAACGGGUAUUGGAAAGGCUGGAAAGAGUUCGGAAUCGAAUCAGAAUGGGAGAAAUUGGAUUAAACGGACUGAAAAGGGCAAGGAACGACGAGAAAGAGUAGGGAUUCAGAUUUCUGGAAGAACGAUGAUUUUGUGGUUAAAUUGCACUGUAUGUGAUGAUAACAUAACUAGAGAAGCACCAAAGAAGAACCUAGACUCCUUUUGAACAUUGAAAUGAAGUGCUUAUGAUAAUAGUGAUGAUGACUGAAAUCUUGUGAUUCUCAAACUUUUCCAAGUGCUUUCAAAAGAAAGUGUUGUGUCCAAAAGUGAGUUAAGGGAGUAAAGGGGAAGCUAGCCAAAGGUGUGUGCCUCUCCCUCUCUGCUCCAGUGAAUGUUGUAUGAAAUAUGAUUACAUUUCAAUCUUAUUACCCACCCAAAAGGCGUGUGCCCCUAUUCACACCCUCUCAACACUUCCAUCCUUCCAACCUCUUUUCUGGAAAACGUGUGACUUGUCUUCGGCUCUUUUCUUUUUCUCGUUCUCGCGCUCUCCCGUUCCCUUUCUUAUUUUAAUUUCCGUUUUGAUUGCAGGUGCCCCACAAUGAACAUGAUGCAGAUGGGUGCUCCUAUGAACGGGGGACCUCCUCCCCCUCAAAUGCUUCAGAUGCACCAUCCCCACCAGCACCAUCACGUGGCCGUGUUCCCGCACGGUUCGUCCUCGCAAACGGCCACGGCCACCGGACAGGCUCCGCCCCUACAGGCCGCCUCGGCAACCCCGCCUGUCCCGUCGAGCAUGAAUCGAUCGCAGAGGUGAGUACCAUCCCUAGCGCGGGUGAACGUGCCACGUCAUAAGUGUGAACUGUUAGUAGAGCUUCUUGUCCGCAAUCCACUAGGGAAAUGUCCUCGCAUAGGUCGACGACAUCGCGCAGGUGAGUCACAGUUCUUCUUCUUUUCUUUCUUUUAUCACCACCACCACCACCACCACCAAUGUGACUGUUGCUCUCCCACCAGACAAAGUUCCUAUCAGUUUUUUUCCCGCUUUGUCACGUCACACACAUCCAAUUGUUGCCUGAGUCUCUUUGACCGCCUCACUCUCUCUUACUAACUCACCUUCCCAUAGAGGUUAAAGGUAUACCAGGGGAUAAGGCAAUAACAAUCAAGGGUCACAGAAGAUUUAUAUGAGAGAGAGAGAGGGAGAGAGAGGGUCUGUCUCUUUCUCUCUCUCUCUCUCGCAUGGUCCUUCUCUUUCCUUCUUUUCUUCUCUCCUCAUUAGCACACAACCGCACCCCAGGGCACUCUACACAUUACAUACACACACACACACACACACAAGGACGGUAUUAAAGGAAGGUUGAAGAGAAGGAAAAACAAGAAGAGACGGUGUCUCCGCAUUCUCUCCAAACUCCUUUAUCCCUUUCCAUAAAGGGAUCAGAUCAGAUAAAGUUUGACCCUUUUCUGUGGAAACAUAUUUGGGGGUGGGUUACUGUACUGCCACGUCACUUCCUAACCCGCAUGCUUCCAUUGCUUCUCUCACCACUCUUCUCUAACCACACAGCCUCUCUCCUCUUCAAGCCCUUUUCCGGUUUUCUCUGCCAGAGCUACUCUGGAGAAGAGCCCGCACAGAGACAGAGUACCUAGUGGGGGAGAUGAGAAGCCCGAAGGGAUCCCUAGUCCGAAAUCAGCUGCCACGUCCAUCAUCACUGCCCUAAUCACGUCGCCUCCGUCCGCAUAACCAACUCGUUCUCGUCUUCCAGAUGCGGCGUCUGCAAAGGUUGUCAGUGCAAACCGUGCGGACAAUGCACUUACUGCCAGGAUUCCCCACAAUUCGGAGGUCCGGGAGUCAAGAAGCAGAGUUGUAUAGAGAGAAGAUGUUUGCGGGUGCUGGAGAAUAGACUUCAGGUAUUCAGAAGACUCGUUUGCACCCCGAACAGCUUACUUUCAGAGAGACGCUCCUACAUUCAAAGCACGCGUCGGUUGUAAUGCUUGUGAAGAUUGCCGGAUGCAAGACUGUCAAAUUUGUCUAGUGUGUCUAGAUAAAAGGUGAGUAUUUCGACGAGAUUCCCAAGAUUCAUUUGACUCUCCAAAUGAUACAUUUUCUGUCAGUUUAUGAGCAAUUUGCAGAUUCUUCGACAAUCGACACAUUCCGGGCGCAAUGUGUGCCAAAAAGCGUUGCAACAAUGCGCAAAGCAUCGAAUGCGUCCCCCAAAUGCCCCAAACUCCUGUGGAAUUUGCGCAGCGAGCACCGAAAAGGAGUUACGAGUUGAUCAGUCCGGUUGUGCAGCAGCCUCAGAUGCACUUUGACGUCAAACGGGUUCAGUACAUGACCGGUCCUCCACAGAUGAUGCAGCAGAUGCAAAUGCAGCAGCAGCAGCAGCAGCAGCAUCCACAACAGCAGCAGCAACAGCCCCAACAGCAGCAGAGACCAAAUUGUAGGCAUUUCAAACUAAACGAACAAUCUCUCAAUCGUCGCAUUUUCAGCAAAUUCCUCGCACUCGCAAGGACCGUCUCCCAUUCGGAACGGAGUUUCACAACAGGCACCGCCGCAGCAGAAUGGAGUACAUCACGUGAAGAAUGAGUGCGUGAAUGCGGAGAAUCUGGAGCAGCAACAGCACCAACAGCAGCAUCCACAUCAUCAACAACAGCAACAACAACAGCAACAACAACAGCAGCAGCAGCAGAGGAUGAUGUUCCAGCCGAAUCCCUAUCCAGGUAAGAGUGUUACAUCCAAUUAAUAAAACGUUUCAAUUCACCUGCACAAGCUUCAAGAUUAUCUUUUUAGUUGAAAAAAUCGUCCAGCAGUCUAUAUUGUUCUUUCAGAGAUGAACGGCCACGCCCGGAUGAUGGCCCCUCCGCCGCCAGUGUCAGCGCCUGCUCCGAUGCCCCUUCCGCAAGGACAGAUGACCCACAUGCCGCAGCACGGACUCGACAUCCCGUACCUCAUCCCAACAUUCGGACAAGGCGGUCAAUCCGACUUCUACCCCUCGAAGUUCGAUCUUGACUUUGAGCACAACGGAGAUCCGUUCGUGCCGCCCAGCUACGCACAAGACAUGAAGGGCCAGGUGGUACUGCAGCAGUUAUGAUCUUCUCCCUUUCUCAUUCUGAUUGUGACACGUCUCGAUUUGUGAUAUCUUCUCCCCCCACUUCCGCUCCCUUCUAUGUCUUUUUGUCUCAAAGAGUUUUCUCUCGCCGAAGACUUCUUCCAGUACAAGUGCCUUACCUUAUUUAUUUCCGAUUAAAUCAUGGUGGCGAAUUGACGGAGGGCGAAGGGAAAGCGAAGAGAAGUUGAAUGAAACAACAACAUGAUGAUCUAGUUAGGAAGUAUUCAACUCGGAGACGUUUUCUUCUCCUCCCGCUCCUUCAAUUCGCCAAUGAUUUUUCCUCGCCCCGCUGUUGCUGCUGUUGCUCCGCGCCCUUCCGUUUCUCUAUUUAUUCCUCUUUUUUUCCAAGCAUAAAGUACCAUAAACAUCUGUGAUUUUCUCUCAACUUUCCCCCAUUUUCAGCCCCUUUUCCCCUCUCCCAGCUCUCUUUUUGAGUAUUAUCUAUUCUAGGAACCGUUUCUUUCUCCCUCCCGCACUAAAUUCUCUUCAGGGAUCCGUGUCUGUCUCUUUUUUGUGCAAUUUUCGCUUCCCCCUUUUUGGUUUGGUUCAUAAUAAUAGCUACCGUAAUUCUUUUUCGCACCUAGGUUUUGAGUUAGAAUCCUAGGCCUAGGCCCCGCCCCCUUUUCAUCCAAAAAUUCGUUUCUUUCGCUUUAUUAUCUCUCAUUCUUUGCGUCUCUCUCUCUCUCUCUCACUCGUUUGUUUUCUAUGCACAUUUUCUGUGAAUUAAGAUUUUUAUUCAUUCUAAUAAUAAUAAUUUAAUAACUCACCUCGCACUUUCUUCCCAGUUUUCAUCGCUCGAAAACUGGCCCAUCUAGAACCCUUCUGUGCCUUUUUCUCUGUUUCUCUAACCCCUCUCUCUCUCUCUCUCGUUACUUAUCACCUCUUCGCUCUGUUGUGAACUGAAACAAAAUUGAUGUGUAAAUAUUAAGAAACUACACAUUUUUGGGAACGAAACGCAACAGAAUGACGCUAAUUUCAGGAGUGAGUCGUCAGAAAAAAGUGCGGUCGAGCGCAGUUACAGAUCAUAUUCAAAAAAAAAAGAAGCGGAAGUUCGAAAAAGUAAUGUUUGCCAACCGGAAGCUCUACGCUCUUUGUUUGCUUGAAAGUUGGGCAACUUCGGAUCAGCACGUAAAGAUCAAGAAAUGACUGUAAUUAUAUCAUUUUCGACACACGAUUCAAGUCGAUUCAACUUUGUUCAUUUCUAAUUGAAAUCUGCUCGUUUUGGGCUCAAAACGAGCGCAAUUAUUUGUGUUUUACGUCAUUUUUGACGAAAAACAUAAUACUGGUAGGCGUGCAUUUGCUGAUGAAUUGGGGGCUCUUAUCUGAAAUGUGCUCCGGCGCACUUGUCCCCGGCAUCUAUCGUCAGUACAUUAACAUAUUUCAAACUGAAGUCAUUGCCGCUUCUUCUUUUGCUCCGUCGGUGCUCCGAGCAGCUCAUAAAUCCAUUCGAUUCCACCGACAGGUGUCCCUUUUCCUCUUCUCUCUCUCUCUUCCUCUUUUCGUUUUGUCUCCUUUUCCCCUUCUGAAAUAUGAUACUCAUUCACAUCUUCUUCAUGCUUCUUCUCGCUUUUCCCCUCCUCCGCCGCCUUCUUCUUCUUCCUUUCCAUAUGCUCUUCUAGAUCCCCCCGAAUAUCGCCACGGGCGGUGUCUUCUGUUAAGUGACUCCGCCCCCAAUUGCUCUUCGGCUCAGCGGGCCCUAUCAUCUCGCUUUACACCCUCCCUGAAACCGAUUCGUCUCGAGCGAUUCGAUUCCACACUUCAUUCUCACUCUGCCGUGAAGAGACAGUGUUUGAUGGGACGAGAGUGCGGAGAAGUGUUCAGUGCACAUGUUAGUUUAUCAUCCGGUCCUCUCUCUCUCUCUCAUCUCGCUUAUCACUCCGCACUCCGUUGCCACCGGACGCGUGCCAAUUGACUUGGUCUCACCUAUGAGGGUGGUCCUCACACUUCCAAAAAUGAUCUCGACUAGGAAGUGAACCCAAGAUAUUAUAAUUUCCUAUCAAAAAGAGAAAGUUGUUGUCAGUUGUGCCUGCUCGCUUCAUCGAAACAACCAAUAACUUUUGAUUGCUCCAGAAGCAAUGAGCCAUUUGUCAGAGCCUAUUACGAUAAUGUUCACUCUUCAUUCAUUUCGUUCUCACCUCAUUCCAAUGUAAUUCGAUUCUCUUCGAAAGUCAUCGCCUCGCAGAUAAUUUCAUCAACUUUCUGUGAUGCUCUUCUCAAAAACACCAAUUCAUUUCGUUGUUGAUGCGGAAGGCUUCCGUCCCAAUACUCGCCGCUUAAUAUAUAAUUUGAGGCCGGAGAGACCCGAAUUCGUAGAGGGCGGAUGCUUGUUUUUGCUGUCGCUCGACCCCCCACCGCGUUCUUUUCGCUGCCAAAACUCGCGUGUGUAAACAUUGACACUCAUACUCGUCAUUUUGGGAUCAUGACUGUUCUCCAGUUUAUCUUUGAAAACCUUUCAGAUCCUGUCCGAUGACUCCUUGCGUGACGACGUGAAUUCGCUCCGAUCAAUGCGUCUUCCGAAUGACACCUUCAUCUUCUUCUUCGUCUUUAUUCUCUGCGAAGCCGUCCGUGACACGUGUCCGAUUGGAUGUACAUGCGAUGAAUCCACUCAACAGGUAUCGUUUUUGACGGAGAAUGACAAAUGAGUGACAAGCGAAGAAUGAUCGGCUUAACACUUGUUUGCAGGUCGUCUGCCAAGGACAACAACUCGUUACUUUGCCCGAUAGACUGCCUUCUGGAUUCGAGGUUUCGUUGAAAUCCGAUCGCAAAUGAAGAUGGGCAAUCGUUUCAGACUCUGAUCAUCCGCAACUCUUCAAUCCGCGCAAUUGAAAAGAAUUCGUUUCGGAAAAUGGAAAAACUGAUUCAGAUAGAGUUUGAAAACAAUGCGAAUCUGGGAACGAUCGAGAAGUUGGCAUUCAAGGGGCUCAGGAAGAUAAGGUCCGACUCUGCGGAAUUGAUUUCAAAUUCGCAUUGUUCCCGUUUUCAGGCUGAUCAAAUUCUCCGGCUGCACUGGACUCACAGAACUUCAGAAGAACGCGUUCAGUGGGAUUCAGAAUCAGAUGGGAUUGAAGAUUGUGUUCGAGAGCACUCCGAUCCACAGAAUAGACGGACACGCUUUCAGAAAUGCACAGAACAUUCGGGAACUGAUGAUAUCGGGGGAAGAGCUGGCUUUGUCCAGACACUGUUUCGCAAAUAUUAAUCAGGUUUUCAUUGAGUUACAACUAAUUACAACUGGAUUAUUUUCCAGCUGGACUUUCUGACAGUCUCUGGAGUCGUGCUCAUUGAGCCCGAAAUCUUCACAAACUCCACUCGAUUCCACGUGGUUCACUUCAAAAACUCUCACUUUGACAUUCCUCCGAACACUUUCAGCUCUCUUUCCCACACUUCGCACGUCAGUUUUAAUUUCAAAUACUUCAAAUACAAACCUCAGUGAUUGCAGUUGCUCAUCGAGCACAGUCGAAUUCCUUCGAUUGCGCCAGAUGCGUUCUCCGGACUGUCGACGAUCCAAGUGAUCGAAUUGCACGCCUGCGAGCUGGGGACCGUUUCGGCGCGAGCUUUUGCCAACGUGGAGAAUCUGGGAGAAUUGAAGAUUCUGAGGAACACUAUCGGAGAUCUGGACACUUCGGAAUCCGUCAUGUCGAAAGCCUUGAAGACGAGAAUUGAGGAGAAUACGUUGGAAUGCAACUGCGGAAUGAAAUGGAUGACAAGUGUUGAGGUGAGGAAAAGAAGAAGGUUGAAGAAAGAAGACCGAGGUUUGCAGGAGAUGUCGGACGUGAACUUCUGCAGUACAACGGCAUCGUUCCGCUCGAUUCGCUCGUUCGUCAAAGCGAAAUGUCUCCAGAUGGAAUCCAGGAAGAGUCACCUUCUGCAUCCCACGUCUUCCGUCCCCUCAGCCUCCUCCUACUUGUCUUUCUCCGUGUUAUCGGUCUUUUCCUGCCUACGGUUCUUCUCAGUUUCUAGUCUCCAUUUCUAG
Caenorhabditis sp. 36 PRJEB53466 is the source of this 7739-nucleotide messenger RNA. Lineage: Eukaryota; Metazoa; Nematoda; Chromadorea; Rhabditida; Rhabditidae. The record is from the annotation of a GenBank genome assembly.